Messenger RNA from Linum trigynum, 2384 nucleotides. Lineage: Eukaryota; Viridiplantae; Streptophyta; Magnoliopsida; Malpighiales; Linaceae. The record is from the annotation of a GenBank genome assembly.
AAUUGAAUAACAUCAAACCAAAUAGAAAUAUUUAUCCUAAAAUUUCUUCUACCAUCGUAUCUUCAUUCUCAUAAUUUGCUCUAGUUCACACUCUACCGACGAUCUCCCGCUGCUAAUGACAGCAUGAUGGCUGAUGCUAAGAUAGAUAAAAACAGGGGAAAUAAAUAAAAAUAAAAACUUUAUUAAUCCGCCAUUCCCAAAUCCUCCCGUCUCUCCUUAUUCGCCCUCGUAAUCGGAUUCACAGAGAAAAGAGAAGAGAAGAGAAGAGAGACCCAAUUGGCCAAUUCCAUUCCUUCCAAUCCAAACAGAGAACCUUCUCCUUCCUCCAGCAAAAAUAUCCUUCCUUUUCCUUCUCGUGUCUCAUACCCAGACAAAAAGAGAAAAAGAAAAGAAACAGUUGCUGAUUCUUUGGUUUCCCACUCUGUUUGGGUUCCUUUCUUUUUCCCUUUUUUUAAUUCCCGUAGAUUCUUAACUUUCCUUCCUCAAUUCUCCCUUUUCCUCCCUCCAUCCCACUUUCCCCUUGCUCGCGCUUUGUCUUCAGAUAAUUCCUUCGAAUUUCCGUCUUCCGAUUCCGGCAAUCCGUUGGGAAUUCUGGCGAUUGCCGCGUCGGAAUCGAUGCUGGGUCUCUGAAUUUGGGGAGCAGAAACAGAGAUAUAUCAGAUAAAAGGAAGAAUAUCUUCUUGUUUAUACAUAGGAAAACGGUGGAGAAAGGUUGUUUGUAUUUUGGGAAGCUGGGUAUCGAAGCAGAAUUGCGGUAGGUUGGUUUGUGUAUCUACUUUUCGGGAGGGGAGAUGGACAAGUACGAGCUAGUGAAAGACAUAGGAUCUGGCAAUUUCGGGGUUGCCAGGCUGAUGAGGAACAAGCAGACCAGAGAGCUCGUCGCCAUGAAGUAUAUUGAGCGUGGCCCUAAGAUUGAUGAGAAUGUGGCAAGAGAGAUUAUAAAUCACAGAUCGCUUCGCCAUCCUAACAUAAUUCGCUUCAAGGAGCUGGUUCUGACUCCAACCCAUCUAUCUAUAGUGAUGGAGUAUGCUGCUGGUGGGGAGCUGUUUGAGCGCAUCUGUAAUGCUGGAAGAUUCAGCGAAGAUGAGGCUAGGUACUUCUUCCAACAGCUUAUUUCAGGCGUCAGCUACUGCCAUUCCAUGCAAAUAUGUCAUCGAGAUUUGAAGCUAGAAAAUACAUUGCUGGAUGGAAGCCCAGCACCACGGUUGAAGAUAUGUGAUUUCGGUUAUUCAAAGUCCUCUUUACUUCAUUCAAGACCAAAAUCAACUGUUGGGACGCCAGCAUAUAUUGCUCCAGAGGUUCUUUCUCGCAGAGAAUAUGAUGGCAAGCUGGCAGAUGUAUGGUCAUGUGGAGUAACACUCUAUGUUAUGCUGGUGGGAGCAUAUCCUUUUGAGGACCAGGAUGACCCAAAGAACUUCAGAAAAACAAUCAACAGAAUAAUGGCUGUUCAAUACAAGAUCCCAGACUAUGUACACAUAUCGCAAGAUUGCAGGCACCUCAUUUCCCGGAUAUUUGUUGCAAAUCCACUCAAGAGGAUCACAAUCAAAGAAAUCAAGAGCCACCCCUGGUUUCUGAAGAAUCUCCCUAGAGAACUGACCGAAGCAGCCCAAACCAUGUACUACAGGAAAGAGAAUCCAGCCUUCUCCCUACAAACCGUGGAAGAGAUCAUGAAAAUCGUGGAAGAGGCCAAAGUUCCUGCGAAAGUAUCGAGAUCAAUCGGGACCUUUGGCUGGGGAGCAGAAGAUGAAGAAGAUGAGGAGGACACGAAGGAAGAAGAGCCUGAACCUGAGACCGAGGAAGAAGCAGGACGAGGAGGAGGCGGAGAUGAGUACGAAAAGAGUGUUAAGGAGGCACAAGCCAGUGGCGAGUUCCGUGUUAGCUAAGUCAUAUGAUAUCUAGUUUGCACUUUGGGGAAGUAUGGAAAUCUAAAAUGUGCUUUUUUCUUGUUUUACCUCUAUAAUAGGAUUGUCAUGGAGAGUCUGUAUAAAACGACCUGUGUAAUUUAGAAUCCUCCCCUUUGGUGCAUGUGUGGUAAUAAGCUGUGUUUGUAAAUUGUAGCGGUUUUGGGUAUUGGCAGACAGACAGACAGGCAGGCAGUGUGUGAGAGAUCUGCUGUACGGGAAAUAGGGUUUAUGUUUGUGCUGGAUUAUGCAAGACAGCUUCUGGUGUUGCUUUUUGGCUUGCUGUGUUCAUUUUUGGUGUCUGUCAGACUUUUUACAGAUUGUUACGAGUCAAAUAGUUAAUACUGAAUGGUACAGGCGUAUAGCCGUAUAGGUCUAUAUGGAAAAGGUUUUCUUUCUUCUUGCUCUUUCCUUUUUAUGGGGUCAUUCUACAGAAGAGGAAUGAGGAUCGUUUGUUUUGUAAAAUCAAACCUGGAGUGGUAG